Molecule: messenger RNA, 3587 nt
Organism: Oncorhynchus gorbuscha (pink salmon)
Lineage: Eukaryota; Metazoa; Chordata; Actinopteri; Salmoniformes; Salmonidae
Product: trafficking protein particle complex subunit 14-like
Exons: 12
Coding region: 534-2357 (607 amino acids)
Biological process (GO): cilium assembly
Cellular component (GO): TRAPPII protein complex
Molecular function (GO): alpha-tubulin binding
Source: RefSeq, a predicted model, not a curated record
UUUAGCCAUAAUUAUGACUUGUGUGGCUGUGUUAAAUAGUGAUAACCUUGUAUGUUUGAGUGGCUAAAAUGUGAUAUACAAACUUAUUUCAACGUGGCUAUAUUAUGUUUUAAUUUGAAUCCAUUCCAGGGUCAACCACACAUACUCACACAGGGCAGGGCACGUCAUUAUUGAUAAAUGAUUCUGAAACCCAUUUGUUAUUGUUGCAGCAUCCUCUAUGCUGAGUUACUUUUGCCCGUGGCUACUUGCGCUUUUGAACAUCGCUUCGGAGGCUGCUAGCCCAUCUGCAGUAGCAGCUACAUGUAUGUAGAGGAGCGAUGAUGAUGCAGGACCUAUGAAAUGACUAUGCUACUGUCUUUAAAUCAAGAAUGGUGUUAACCUUUUGAUCACCAAAUAGAUAGGAUGCUGGAUCUUAUUCGGUUUGAUAUCAGUGCAAUGCUUGAUGAUCUGUUUGUGUAGGCUACAUCAGGAGCGUCUGUAGAAUAUUCAAUCUCUAUAGCCUAUAUUUGACAGGCAGGUGCUUGUUUGCUGCGAUGGUUCGGAUGAUGGAGUCUCAGUGCGAGUAUUUCAUGUAUUUCCCCGCGGUGCCAAUCUCCGACCUUUCGGACCCGGCCCGUUACAGAACCUUACCCCGGCGCAGUCACCUCUACCUCGGCGAGACGGUCCGCUUCCUCCUGGUGCUUCGGUGCAGGGACGCGUCCAGCGGAGAGACACCGACAGGGCCGGGGAUUGGGAUAGUGGGAGGCGGGGAAGGUGUUGCUGGGUUCGGCUCGGAGACCCCAAGUGUCCGGGCAUGGAGGGAGCUGGCCGGUUCUUUGUGCGCCGUGGCCAGCGUCAGCCCCGGAGAGAGCAGGCACCGGUCGCAUCAUCUCCACCAUGAUUACCAGAGCAGCGGGGACGAGGGCACGGAGGAGGCCGAGGAUGAGUACGGGGCUCCGGCUUUGACAGGCAGGGUGGAUGCGAGAUGCCGGGGCUUCAGGGACUGCAGGCCGCUUCUCAUCCACAACAGCACGGGGAGUGGGGUUCGGGAGUUCCGCAGGGCGCCGUUGCAGUCUCCAUUGGACGAGCCUGUUGUGUUGACUGAUGAAGUCAUCUUCCCCCUGACCGUGUCAUUAGACAAACUUCCCGUCGACACCCUCAAAGUCAAGGUGAUGGUGACAGUGUGGAAGAGGGAGGCAGAGAAAGCGGAGGUUCAGGAACAUGGCUACCUUAGCAUCCUACAGCAGCGAAUCCCCACACACACCUUCAGACAAGACCUUAACACCUUCAAAGCACAGGUGAGCACCACUCUGACAGUGCUACCACCCCCUACUGUUCGCUGUAAGCAGAUGACUGUCUCUGGGAAGCAUCUCACUGUGCUCAAAGUAUUAAAUGAGUGUUCUCAGGAGGAGGUGACUGUGAGGGCCAUCAGGAUUCUGCCAAACUUCAAUACCUCCUACCUGCCCAUGAUGCCAGAUGGAUCUGUGAUGCUUGUCGACAACGUGUGCCACCAGUCAGGAGAGGUUGCCAUGGAGUCGUUCUUCAGGAUGGAGAGUGUAGCCUGUCGACUACCCAGCAUGCUCAGUGCCCUGGAGGAAUAUGACUUCCUGUUCCAGCUGCAGCUCAGCGACAUGCCCCAGGACGACUCCAAAGAGGGUCUUGAAGUUCCUCUAGUAGCAGUGCUUCAGUGGUCAACUCCCAAGAUGCCCUUCACCAACUGCAUCUACACACACUACAGACUGCCCAGUAUCCGGUUGGACCGUCCCAGGUUCGUGAUGACUGCCAGUAGCCCCAGCACCGUGCAGACCAAGGACCACUUUAGGGUCAGAUACACUCUGCUCAACAACCUGCAAGACUUCCUGGCUGUACGUCUGGUCUGGACACCCGAGGGUCGUGGGCAGAGUGAGGAUGCAUCGUUGGGGGCUGUAGUGUGUCACUCCCCCCUCAGUAACCUGGGCCACUGUCGGAAAGGCUGCACUCUCUCCUUCACUGUCGCCUUCCAGAUACUCAAGGCAGGACUCUACGAGCUGAGUCAACAUAUGAAGCUGAAGCUGCAGUUCACAGCAUCUGUCUCCAACCCACCCCCCGACGCCCGCCCUCUCUCCCGUAAGAACAGUCCAUCCAGCCCUGCUGUAAGAGACCUACUGGAUAGACACCAGGCCAGUCUGGGACGAUCACAGAGUUUCUCUCAUCAACAACCGUCACGCUCUCACAUCAUGAGGACUGGCAGUGCGAUGGAAAGGCGAGCCAUCACCCCCCCGGUGGGCUCUCCUGUAGGUCGGCCCCUCUACCUGCCCCCCCAGGAGAAAGCUGUGCUGUCAUUGGACAAGAUCGCUAAGAGGGAGUGCAAAGUCCUGGUGCUGGACCACAUCAGCUAGGAGAGGGAGGGAGGGAGAUGAGAGGUGAAGAGGGAAGGGAAGAUACAAGAUGUGGGGUGAAGGAGGAUGGGGGGGGGAUAGGGUAGAGAGAGAAUAAGAGAUAGAUAAGAUGAAUGGAGGGAGAAGAAUGUUGACAAGGAUAGAUGAGCGAAAGAUGCAGAUAGAGAGAAAUGAGUGUGAAGAUGAGGGCCUAAGAUCUAAACUGAGGAUGAGGCAGAAGCCACAGUUAUCUAAAUGUAACUGUUUUGAUCUCUAACACUCAUGCUGCUACUGAUGUGUGAACUAUAGAAGUAGUUUAUUCUAUUUCUGUGGUCAGAACAACAAACCUGUUGGAGUGUGAAGAGAACCCAUGUGAAACCAUGUCGCAUCUGUGAGGUCACAGUGGUCGGUUUGAUGUCCCUACCCUAACCAUAACCCCCACCCUUACUGUAAACAUAACCCUUACCUAACUCUAAUCUUAACUCUCGCCAUAACUGUUAAAUUUAAACUUCAAUGGGGUGACGUCAGAAUUGUGAUGUCCUAAGGAUUCCGUUUAGACUUUUCCCUUGAUUAAUUUCUUAUUUAGAUAGAACUAUCCCUUUUAAGGAGAAAUACUAUUGUACACUUCUCAAAUACUGUGUUAUACUUUGCUAAAUGCUGCCAGUUAUGCAAGCUAUACAGAACAUUAUUGCACUGUACAAACUUCACUGUCCAUGAUGCCUUUUACAGUGUUUAGCUCUAUUUAUUAUUCUGAUCUCUUACUCCCCCCCCCCCCUUCUUGGCUCAGUGUCAGUAUAGUAAUAUCAGCAAAGCCAUACUUUUAAGCUGCUGCUUGUGAAAGCAUGUUUUGAUUGUUUUUAAAGACUUUUGUUAAUAUUGACAGUUUAAAAUGCUCAGGCACUUUAAUUGAAGUCGCUUUACAGUGAAUCAGUGCUGCUCCCUGUUGUUGAAACUCCGUGGGAUGCAUCUCAAUAGUCUUAGGGGGUGUGCACUCAUCACCUUUCCUCCAUCUAAGUACACUGACAUUAAGAAACUGGCAAGGUGGAAGCUAAGUCCUAGUCCGCCUCUCACGCAGGAAAGAUGGAGGGGAAAAGGACAGGAUAAUAGGAGAGGAGGCCACUAUAGACUAUUGAGAUGCAGCUGGUAUUCUUUUCUGCUAUUGUUGAUUCCUGGUUUACAUUAGGAGAGGAGAGAACUACUUGAUCUCUGUAUCGCUGCAUCUCAUCAAGAUCAUUAAAUCCCAUCAGCAGC